AUGAAGAAAUUAGGAAUCCUGUUACUAGUAGCUAUUUUCGCAAUAUUUAUUGGUCUUCCUGACAACCAAGUCUCUCCCCAACAAGAAACUUUGUAUACUGAAGGAAUAGUGGAGAGAAUGUUGGAAACUUCACUGAGGAUGCUCGAAAAUGAAUAAACUAAAAAACCUGAGGGAAGUAGUAAAUUCUUGGACAGCUAAAGUGAAUAUGCUCAGAUAACUUUAAGACGCUUCAACAGCCACAGUAGAUACAAUGAGCUAUAGAGGAACAACAAAGAGUACUACAUCAACAACCACUACCAAAAAAACAACAACUACAACCACAACAAAGAAGACGAAAAAAACGACAACCUCAACAACAACUCAAGCGCCUCCAACAACCACUAAAAAGACUACAACAACAACUACAACCACGACAACCUAAUGCCCUACCACUUCAACAAAGACUACCACAACUACCUGCCCUACACAUACGACAAUUGCACCUACUACAACAAGGUAAGGAACACAAUCUACUACCUAAGCACCUAGCUCAACCUAAACCACCUAAGCACCAAGUACUACGAUAACAACGAAUCCAACAUCCAUUUCUACCAGUCCUGCUCCUACAACCACAGUGCCUACAACAGUUAUUAGCACAACAAUUGCUUCUACAACAGUGCCUCCAGAAACAACAACAGUGGAGUCUACUACUUUCACAACUACAUCUACACCAGAGUCCACAACAAUCAUCUCAAUAACAACAACACCAGAGCCUACAACUACCAUCACAACUACAACUAUGACAACUGA
Molecule: messenger RNA, 789 nt
Organism: Stylonychia lemnae
Lineage: Eukaryota; Ciliophora; Spirotrichea; Sporadotrichida; Oxytrichidae
Source: the annotation of a GenBank genome assembly